AUGCUACAGAUGUUCCUGCCCAUGAAGUGGAUGGCUCCGGAGAGCAUCUUUGACAAUCUGUACAGUACGCUGAGUGAUAUCUGGUCUUACUGGAUCCUGCUGUGGGAGAUCUUCUAUCUUGGGGGCACACCCUACCCGGGCAUGAUCAUCGACUGUACCUUCUACAGCAAGAUCAAGGGCCGCUAUAGAAUGGCCAAGCCGGACCAUGCCACCGACGAGGUGUAUGAGAUCAUGGUCAAGUGCUGGAACAACGAACCCGAGGAGAGACCAUUCUUGAAACAUCUGAGCGAGAUCUUGGGCAGCCUGCUGCCCAGCCACUACAAGAAGGUUCGCCCACUGUGGGCUGGCGCUGCAGCGGCGGAGGGGCUGGGCUGCGGAGUUCCAGAGGGAUCCAGGACCCAGAUGUCCGAGGAGAUCGCCAUCGAGAUGAGCUCCAGCAGCUCGACCUUAGUCAAGGGAGAGGAUGAGACCCUCGAGGACAUCAAUCUGGUGGACGAUGACAUUAACAUUGAUCCAUCAGACCCAGCGAAGGACAGGUUCCUGUAA
Messenger RNA from Ornithorhynchus anatinus (platypus), 546 nucleotides. Its product is annotated as platelet-derived growth factor receptor alpha-like. Gene Ontology annotation, molecular function: platelet-derived growth factor binding; platelet-derived growth factor alpha-receptor activity; ATP binding. The transcript is spliced from 4 exons. The record is from RefSeq and is a predicted model, not a curated record. Gene Ontology annotation, cellular component: signaling receptor complex. Gene Ontology annotation, biological process: cell surface receptor protein tyrosine kinase signaling pathway; multicellular organism development; embryonic cranial skeleton morphogenesis. NCBI's taxonomy places the organism in Eukaryota, Metazoa, Chordata, Mammalia, Monotremata, Ornithorhynchidae. Bases 1 to 546 code for a protein of 181 amino acids.